Messenger RNA from Mesocestoides corti, 399 nucleotides. The record is from the annotation of a GenBank genome assembly. NCBI's taxonomy places the organism in Eukaryota, Metazoa, Platyhelminthes, Cestoda, Cyclophyllidea, Mesocestoididae.
AUGAACGGAGGCGAUCUUAAGUUCCAUAUACAUAACAUGGGCAGUGCCGCAGGAUUCCCAGAGAGUCGCGCUCGUUUCUACACUGCAGAAAUCACUUUGGGUCUGGAACACCUGCAUUCCUUGCGUAUUGUAUAUAGGGACCUCAAACCUGAAAAUAUCCUCAUAGACGACCAUGGUCAUCUUCGCAUAUCAGAUCUCGGUCUUGCAGUGGAAAUUGACCAACAUUCCACUCUCAAAGGCAGAGUUGGAACUGCCGGUUACAUGGGUAAGCGUAAUAUCCACAAUUUUUCACAAACUGCACUACCUGUCGUCCUGGUUGUCGCUACUGCAUCUCACUUCGACAACGACAUCGACGAAAGCAGAAAUGUGCAGCCUGUUCAAUUUUUGUUGUGCACCUAA